Phycomyces blakesleeanus NRRL 1555(-) is the source of this 747-nucleotide messenger RNA. RefSeq lists its product as hypothetical. Lineage: Eukaryota; Fungi; Mucoromycota; Mucoromycetes; Mucorales; Phycomycetaceae. The record is from RefSeq and is a predicted model, not a curated record. Bases 1 to 747 code for a protein of 248 amino acids. The transcript is spliced from 2 exons.
AUGGCCAGCUUUUUGUUGUAUUCUUUCCUCAGCCUUUUGUCGACUCCCUUUGGUAGCGUUAAGCCAGUCUCUAGGGCUGCUGUCUCUUUUACGGGUGGAAAGGACUCUAUGUUGGCCCUGCACCGUAUUAAAGACAGUGGAUCGACUGUGGCUGUCCUGGUCACCUUUUGUCCUCCAUCAGGAACACCUUUUAGAGCACAUCCUCUGACUGUUAUCAAGCAACAAGCUGAGGCCCUUGGUAUUCCUCAUGUUGUCUGCACAGUCGAUGGACCUGACUACCUGGCUAGCUACAGAUCAGAGAUUGUUCGUAUUGGCAAAGAGUUUUCUGUCGAUGCAUUGGUAACAGGUGACAUUAUGCCUGUGUGCAGCGAUUUUAUGGAAAGAGCCGUCCAGACUACUGGAGUAUCACUUGUGCGUCCACUGUGGAUGGUUCCCAGAGACGAGCUCCUGGCCGAUAUGUGGGCCCGUAAUUUCAAUAUAAUCAUUUCAUGCGUCAACUCUACCAAACUUGGCCUAUCAGAUGAAGAGUGCGCAGGAUGUAUUGGAAAGCAGUUUACAAAAGAAUGGCUCAAGAAAUUAUGCUCCAAGAAUGCAAAGGUUGAUGCGGCAGGUGAAUUGGGUGAAUUUCACACAAUGGUACUUGAUUCUCCUCUUUUCCGCUACAAGGUUGAAGUUGAGGGAACUUGUGGUCAAGACAAUAGUUAUCUCUUUCUCCAGAUAGACUCCACGCGUCUUGUCCUAAAAUGA